This is a messenger RNA of Prosopis cineraria, 2794 nucleotides long. Its product is annotated as disease resistance protein RUN1-like. Gene Ontology annotation, molecular function: ADP binding; protein binding. The transcript has 8 exons. Lineage: Eukaryota; Viridiplantae; Streptophyta; Magnoliopsida; Fabales; Fabaceae. The coding region runs from base 191 to 2449 and encodes 752 amino acids. Gene Ontology annotation, biological process: signal transduction; defense response to fungus. The record is from RefSeq and is a predicted model, not a curated record.
UGUGUAUUUAUGUCUAUGGUUUUUCUCUGCAGCUUGUAGUUCAAUGACGUCAAAUAGCACUGAGUGUGAGUAAAGAGGAAACUCAGAUCUCAGAUCUGUUCAACGACAUUCAUAGCUGGGCUGCAUCCAUCCAGCAUUGUGUGACGAAUUUCAAAUUUGGACAUAAUCGCCAAGAGAUCCAGACCCUACAAUGGCGAACACUACCCUGGGAGAAUCUUCCUCAACCUCUGGUGCCCCUAAUUCAACUCCGAUUGGGAAAUAUGACGUUUUUCUGAGUUUCAGAGGAGAAGAUACUCGCUUGAAGUUUACAGAUCACUUGUAUCAUGCUCUCACUAGAAGUGGGCUCAAAGCUUUUAGAGAUGAUGAAAAACUUCAAAAAGGAGAAGUUUUAUCACCACAGCUCAUUCAAGCAAUUAAGGAUUCUCUCUGUGCAGUUGUGGUUCUCUCUCAAAAUUAUGCAGAUUCCAAAUGGUGUUUGAUUGAACUUCAACAAAUUCUUGAAACCAUGAACAACAUGGGUCGACGGGUUUUUCCAAUCUUCUAUGAUGUAGAUCCAUCUGAUGUGAGAAAUCAAAGAAAAAGAUUCGGAGAAGCUCUAGCCAAUCAUGAAGAGAGACUUAGAGGAGAAGGGGACACAACGACAGUGCAGAUUUGGAAAAACUCUUUGUCUGAAAUUGGAAACAUGUCUGGUUGGGACACCAGAAAUCGGCCUGAAGUACGACUUAUUGAAGAAAUGGUUGGAGAAGUAUGGAAAUAUCUAUGGUCCAAGUUACCAUCUUAUGAUGAUAACCUGGUUGGAACAGAGCGAAGAAUGGUUGAUCUAAUGUCAUGCUUGGAGAUUGAGUUGGAUGACAUUCACUCUGUAGGAAUAUGGGGUAUGGGCGGCUCUGGCAAAACGACUCUUGCAAAAGUUGUUUAUGAAAAAAUCUCAGAGAGAUUUGAAAUGUGUUCAUUUCUUGCCAAUGUUAGAGAAACUUUGCAAACAAAAGGCCUAGUCUCUUUGCAGAAAAGUCUUCUUUCUCAAAUUGGAAUCAAGGAGAAAAUUUAUGAUGAAUAUGAAGGAAUGAAGAUGAUAAAAAAGCUUUUCCGCAAUAAAAAAGUUCUUCUUGUCCUUGAUGAUUUAGAUGACGAGAAUCCAUUAGAGAAGUUGGCUGGAGGUCUAGAUUGGUUUGGUAAAGGGAGCAGAAUAAUUAUCACAACAAGAAAUAGUCAUGUGGUCACCUCAUUCGAAGGGAAAUUAUAUGAGAUGAAAGCCAUGAAGGAAGAUGAGGCUCUUCAACUCUUUUCAAAGAAAGCAUUCAAGAAAGAUCAUCCCAAAGGGGAUUAUCUAGAGUUGUCUAAAGCUGUGGUUGCAUAUGCAGGAGGUCUUCCUUUGGCACUUGAAGUUUUGGGUUCUUUUCUUUACAAAAGAAGUAUAGAUGGGUGGAUUGAUACUUUGAAUAAAUUGAAGCAAAAUCCAAAUACAAAUAUUUUUAAAACACUUAAAAUAAGCUUUGAUGGAUUAGAUGAGAAAGAAAAGACAAUAUUUUUGGAUAUUGCUUGUUUUUUCCGGGGUUGGAGGAAAGAUAAAGUGACCCUACUUUUGGAUGGUUGUGAUCUAAACCCAAUAAUAGGAAUAGAAGUCUUGAUUGAAAAAACUUUACUAGUUGAAAGGAAAUAUUAUUCAGAAGAUCUCUAUUUAGAUAUGCAUGAUUUACUUGAAGAGUUGGCUAAGGAUAUCAUUCGUCAAGAAUCUCCCAAUCCUGGCAGCCGUAGCAGGUUGUGGGAGUUUGAGGACUUUAAGGAAGUAUUGGAAAAUAACAACGGAUCUAAAGCAAUAGAAGCUGUUUGUAUGCGACAUAUUUUGCUGGACCCUGGGAACGAGCAUAAAAUAGAAGUACACCCUAAAGCCUUUUCAAAGAUGAAUAAUAUUAGAUUGCUCAUAAUAGACGGCCUUUUUCAUGAGCUCAUCUUGCCAAGGGAAUUGGAACUUCCUAGUGCAUUGAAAGUUGUUUGCUGGCCACAAUUUUCUCUUGAAGCUCUCCCCUUUCCCUUCAUAAAGCAACUUUGGAAUGGCAGGCAGUCUAUGAAAAAGUUGAAACAUAUUGAUCUGAGCCAUUCUGACGAUUUGAUCGAAACUCCAGACUUCUCAGGGGUUCCAAAUUUAGAACAUUUAAAUCUUAAAGGGUGCAAAUCCCUUGUCAAGGUUCAUCCAUCAUUUGGAGAGUUGAAAAGACUUGUUGAGAUUAACUUGAGUGGGUGUUUCAAUCUUGAAAUCCUACCAAGAAAAUGGGGAACAAGUUCUUUGAAAAGGUUAGAUCUAUGUCAGUGUGAAAAAGUUGUGGUGCUCCCAGAGUUUGGAGAUGGUUCGAAUAAACUAUCAUAUCUCGAUGUGCGUUGUACUAAAGUUGCGGUGCUCCCAAAGUUUGGGGAAGGCUCAAGUCAUUGCCAUGGCUUCCACCACGGUUGAUUCGAUUAAGUGCAGUUGGUUGUGAUUCAAUGGAAGCUUUAUCAGAUGGAGAGUUAUGGAAUUUGGUUGCUUCAAGAGACCAUGAGAAUCGUGGGCGAAUUGAAUAUGCAAAUACUAAUGAGACACUGAGGCAUGCUGAUGAUGAUGAUUAUUGUGUGGCUACAUUUAUGUUCGAGGACGUUAAGUUUAGUAUUGGCGCAGUCGGAAUGUCUGCCCCAAAGAGAUUUUAUUGCAAUUGUGCCAGCUGGAUGGGAAAUACCAUCAUGGUGUACAUGUACAGAAUAUCAUAUUUUGGAUGAGGAUGGACAGGAAUGUGAGAUAAAAGUGGAGAUACCCCAAUCUUUC